Molecule: messenger RNA, 2728 nt
Organism: Bombus terrestris (buff-tailed bumblebee)
Lineage: Eukaryota; Metazoa; Arthropoda; Insecta; Hymenoptera; Apidae
Exons: 5
Coding region: 327-1304 (325 amino acids)
Source: RefSeq, a predicted model, not a curated record
AAGCGGCGGCUUCAGUCGCUCGCGAACUUCCACCGUGAAAGCUUCUCCCCGUGUGCUCGUCCGCUUCUGAUCAGUGUCUCGGACAUAGAGAAAUCGAGAACGCGCCAACACAGAAAAAAAAAGAUUAAAAUUAUCGUGAUCGAGAAUCGUUUAGGUCGUGAAUUUUUAUGAAAAUUUCGUUCGAAUUGACAAAGACAUCAAGUGGAUCUUGAUGAGUGAAUCAAUGUGUAACUUGUGAACGAGGAUGAGGACGAUUCUGUUUGCACCGUUUUGCUUGUUCAUCGACGAAUUCGGCGAAUAAAUCAACGACAGAGCAGGUGGAAACCAUGCGGAGGUGUUUGCUUCUGGUUCUUUGUGCCGCAGGCAUAUCAGCAGUAGUGGCACAGCCGUACAAUAACAGUAUCAAUCCAGCAGCCACGAACAGGCUCAGAGUCGGCCGACAAAAUGAAAUCAUAAGGCGGUACAUGUGCCCUAUAGGAUUCUUCCGAUUGAAAAGAUAUUGCUAUUACUUAAGCGGAGGUACGGCACCUUGGAGAGAAGCCUAUUUUCACUGCAAAGAUAGAAACGCUACUCUAGCGAUUCUCGAUAGAAAUGGUAAAGAUCGAAUGCUAAGGAAAUACUUGUCGAGCGAUCAAUUCACGAAAUUAGAGAGAUGGAUCGGUGGAAUAUACAAUUGGCAGCAAAUGGCUUGGGAAUGGGGAGUGACCGGGGAGAAAGUGGUGUUCCAAAAUUUUGGUUUACCUCAAUCUAACCACUCUAAACAACAAUAUGCAUGGCACUGCAUCACGAUCGAUCCCACGUUAAGGUAUAAAUGGAGCCCACGAAGUUGCGUCGAACGAAAACACUACGUGUGCGAAGUACCAGCUGGACGUAUAGUUAGAAGACGUAAAAAAACGAUAGAUCCAUACGCACCGCAAAACCAAAGAUUGAAACCUCGAAAGAAGAGCAAGAAAUACUCUAAAGAACAGAAGAAAUCAAACAGGCAGAAUAAAAGACGAAGUGGAUGGAGAAAGAAGCACGCGGAACAAUAUUCAGAUUGGGCACAUGGUGUGAAUGUAGGUUCAAGGCCACCUAGCGUUAAAGUAUUGUACCCGAGAACAAGAAUGCGACAUCACUCGAACAGAACUCAACUGAAUUACCCACUAGUGGCACAGAUCUUGCCUCAAGGACGAGAAUACAGUGCAUUCGCACCUGAUACGCCCAGUAACGGUCCACAAAGUCUAACAGCCAUAAACAACAUUUUGCCACAAAUCCCUAACAAAAUGGACAACCUAGCGAGCGAAGAAGUUAUUUUAAAGCCAUAAACAAAACGCUACUUAUUUUAACUCUUUAUUUGGUUGCUUUAAUCAUCGAUCAUUAUUCUUCUAAAAGAUCAUUUUGUAUCUAUGUUUCACACACUUUCUUCCAUUCUGCAUUUUGCUAGAAAUUUAAUUAAUCGAGGCUUUCAUUCAGCCAAAUAAAGAGUUAUAAUUUUCGUUUCGUUUCGUUUCGAAUUUGUGGAUGAUGAAGUUAUUUAGGCGCUACUAAAGUCGAGCAUAGACUGAGAUAUAAUUUAUUCGGCUCAAAACAGUCUCUUCUUAUGUUCCUCUCUUUCUAAAUAGACGUUAGAUUCUUGAAGAUGUACUUGUCUAGUUAAUAACGUUACCUCGAAUCGGUAGAGUAAUAACUUCAAUGUUCGUGUAUCGCGUACGAUGUGUGUUUAGAUUUCAUUUUGUAUUUUUUUAUUUAAUUAAUCUGCAUGAAACGCGGAUCGUCCAUUAGCGAACUAUAUUUGCAAUGUUAGUUUUUGCUUGUCGCUAAGUAUUACGGCAUUCGAAGGCAUUUAUACGUAGAAACAAAUUAUAAAAUGCAAAACUACAAUGAAAUACAAGAUAGAAUUAUCUAAUUGCAAAUGUACUUUUUCAAAAAUUUGUUUUAAUUAAAAUAAUAACUCGUUGUAGAAAAAUUAUUUAUUCGCUAUUUUUUAAUUUAUUUUUCAUUAUUAAAAAAUGAUUCUUAAAGAAAUAAGUUCUAAAAUAUUUCUUGGAUGAAUGCCUUCGGUUCAUUGUAGCGCGAGAAAGCACUUUAAAACUAUGGAUUUAGUUUUCGCGCUAACUAAAUGUUUAAAACCAUAGUGCAAUCAUAGCAGCAGAUAAUAUAUCACAAAUAGUCAAACUGCUUAAAUAUCGAUAAUUGUAUGUUGACUAUACCUAAAUUUUCAAACAUACGUAUAUCACUACCAAUGGAUAAUGCACUGACUGCGUAUCAAUGUUACUCAAAAAAUAUCAGAAAAAAAUAUAUAUGCAUAUAAUAUUUGAUGUUUAUCUAGAACGCAUUAUUUAGUAUAUGUUAUCAGUAUAUAUCGAUAUAAAUUUCCCAAGACUUUUAUUUUUUAUGCUUUAAUUUAAUGAUAUUGUAUAUACAUAUAAGUACCGAUAGAAUAAAACCUUUUUACGGCCGGAACGUUUCAGGAUUUAUAAGUUGAUAAAAAAGAUUAUACGUUUAAUUAUAAGCUAAGUGAUUCGAGAAAUAUUGUGUGAUGUACUUAAACAUUUAUAUUUACGUGCAUUGCAUUCUUAUUUACAUAUUAAUCUGUAUUCGUACAAUGUCACUUCAAAAUACUUGUAACUCCACUAUUAAUUCGUGAAGAAUUAAGUUUUGUUUACAAAAUACCCAAAUUAUUGAAACAUAUCUUCUACAUUUAACAUGAUGUACAUUACGUCAAUAAAGAUUCUAUGUCAAAUCAUCA